AUGUGUAUCUUGGGGACAGAGGCUGGGCUGGUGCUGGCUGACACCCUGCCUUUGUCUCCCUAGGCAACAGGUCCCUUCCUGCACAUUGGAAUCGUGGGGGGAAUGACUCUCCUUGCCUGGCCCCUGGCCAGCUUCAUCUACCGCACCCACAAUACAGGUCUCAAGGUGUUACUGCUGCUUGUGUACUGCACAGUGAUGAUUGCACUGUAUCUGGCUCCCCUGGCAAUCACCUCCCCUUGCAUCAUGGAGGAGAACCAGUUGCCCCCCAAGCCAGCCUUGGUUGGCCAUCGAGGAGCACCCAUGCUGGCCCCUGAGAACACCCUUAUGUCACUGCACAAGGCGGUGGACUGUGAUGUGCAAGUCUUUGAGACAGACGUCAUGGUGAGUGCUGACGGGGUCCCAUUCCUCAUGCAUGACGAGCAGCUCACCAGGACCACCAAUGUGCUGGCUGUGUUCCCUGAGAGGGCUGCCCUGAACAGCACUGCCUUCAACUGGACAGACCUCCAGCAGCUGGAUGCUGGCAGCUGGUUUUUGGAGAGGAGACCAUUUCCUACCGUGCAGAGUCUUUCUGAUGGUGAUCGCUACCAGGCAACACAACAGAGGAUCCCAUCCCUGGAACAGGCGCUAGAGGCAGCCAAGCAGAGCAAUAUCUCCAUCAUGUUUGACCUCCGGCCUGAGAACCACAGUGACUACCAGAACUUCGUCAAUGCCACCCUGGGAGUGAUCUUACAGUCAGGCAUCCCACUACAGCAGGUCUUCUGGCUUCCAGAUGGGUUCAGGGAACAGGUCAAACAGCAAGCCCCAGGUGUUCAACAAGUCUAUGGGCGGAAGAGACUCCAGAAUGAGAAGGAGCCACUGCUGCGUGUCAAUUUGCCCUACCAGGACAUGAGCUCUGAGGAGAUCAGGCAGUACCGCCAGGACAACAUUUCUGUCAACUUGUAUGUGGUGAACCAGCCCUGGCUCUUCUCUGUGCUGUGGUGCUCUGGGGUGAGCUCUGUCACCACCAAUGCCUGCCAGGUGCUGAAGGAGAUGAAACAUCCCAUCUGGCUGCUUCCCAGCAGCACGUACCUCAUGAUCUGGAUUGUUGUAGACUGUGCUUCCUUCCUUGUCAUCCUCUGGGCCUUCCUCUUGAUGAAGAAAUGCUCCUACAGAAGACGGCCAGCGGAGUCUGAGACGGAUGUGCUGCUCACAAAGAUCAACAGCUUGAUGCAAGAGUGA
Messenger RNA from Acanthisitta chloris (rifleman), 1218 nucleotides. It is a transcript of the gene GDPD2, whose product is annotated as glycerophosphodiester phosphodiesterase domain containing 2. NCBI's taxonomy places the organism in Eukaryota, Metazoa, Chordata, Aves, Passeriformes, Acanthisittidae. Gene Ontology annotation, biological process: lipid metabolic process. The record is from RefSeq and is a predicted model, not a curated record. Gene Ontology annotation, cellular component: membrane. The transcript is spliced from 10 exons. Gene Ontology annotation, molecular function: glycerophosphodiester phosphodiesterase activity.